GAGCUGUGGGCAGCGAGCCCGGCCCCGCCGCCAGCACUAAAGAUGGAGAGGCGCCGGGGCCUCGCAGGGGAGGGGGCUCGGCGUUGACGUGGGACGCGGCGGAGGCGCCGGGGCCGGUGGUGAUUUGCUAACCUCGCGGCAGAGAGGAGUUGAGGGCGAUGAGAGCGGGCACUGCGAACUGCCGGGCUUCGCCGCCGCUGCCGCCGUGACACCGAGAGCAACAGUUCCCCGCCGCCCGCUCCCGGCGCCCGCACCCCCGGCGGCGCGCACGCCCACCCGGCGCCCGGCGCGGCCGCGCCCUCUCCACUGGCCCACGAAACUCGGCCUGCCCCACCACGCUCGCAGAGCCCGGAAGGAAAGAGAGCCUCAUGCCUAAGCCGCGGGGAGCGCCAUGGAUCUGACGAAGAUGGGCAUGAUCCAGCUGCAGAACCCCAGCCACCCCUCGGGGCUCCUGUGCAAGGCCAACCAGAUGCGGCUGGCCGGGACGCUGUGCGACGUGGUCAUCAUGGUGGACAGCCAGGAGUUCCACGCCCACCGGACCGUGCUGGCCUGCACCAGCAAGAUGUUUGAGAUCCUCUUCCACCGCAACAGCCAGCACUACACGCUGGACUUCCUCUCGCCAAAGACUUUCCAGCAGAUCCUGGAGUACGCCUACACGGCCACGCUGCAGGCCAAGGCGGAGGACCUGGAUGACCUGCUAUACGCCGCCGAGAUCUUGGAAAUCGAGUACCUGGAGGAGCAGUGCCUGAAGAUCCUGGAGACCAUCCAGGCCACCGACGACAAUGACACGGAGGCCACCAUGGCGGACGGCGGGGUGGAGGAAGAGGAGGACCGCAAGGCCCGGUACCUCAAGAACAUCUUCAUCUCGAAGCAUUCCAGCGAGGAGAGCGGGUACGCCGGCGUGGCUGCGCAGAGCCUCCCCGGGCCCAUGGCGGACCAGAGCCCGUCCGUGUCCACCUCGUUCGGUCUCUCCGCCAUGAGUCCCACCAAGGCUGCUGUGGACAGUUUGAUGACCAUUGGACAGUCUCUCCUGCAGGGAACCCUUCAGCCCCCUGCAGGGCCCGACGAACCUGCUCUGGCCGGGGCUGGGCGGCUCCCUGGGGUAGUGGAGGUGAAGACGGAGAUGAUGCAGGUGGACGAGGUGCCCGGCCAGGACAGCCCUGGGACAGCCGAGUCCAGCAUUUCAGGCGGGUUGGGGGACAAGGUUGAGGAAAGGGGCAAAGAGGGGCCCGGGACCCCAACUCGGAGCAGCGUCAUCACCAGUGCGAGGGAGCUGCACUACGGGCGCGAGGAGAGCGCCGAGCAGCUGCCCACCCCCGUGGAGGCCGGCCAGGGCCCCCUCGGCCGACAGGAGCACCUGGCGCCCACGGCGGAGAAACAUCUGGGCGUCUACUCCGUGCUGCCCAACCACAAGGCCGACUCCGUGCUGAGCAUGCCGUCGUCGGUGUCCUCAGGGCUGCACGUGCAGGUGCAGCCCGCCCUGGCCGUGUCCAUGGACUUCAGCACCUAUGGGAGCCUGCUGCCGCAGGGCUUCAUCCAGAGGGAGCUGUUCAGCAAGCUGGGCGAGCUGGCCGUGGGCAUGAAGGCGGAGAGCCGGACCCUCGGGGAGCCGUGCAGCGUGUGCGGGGUGGAUCUCCCCGACAACGAGGCUGUGGAGCAGCACAGGAAGCUGCACAGCGGGAUGAAGACGUACGGGUGCGAGCUCUGCGGAAAGCGGUUCCUGGACAGUCUGCGGCUGAGAAUGCACUUGCUGGCUCACUCAGCGGGCGCCAAAGCCUUCGUCUGCGAUCAGUGCGGUGCCCAGUUCUCGAAGGAGGACGCCCUGGAGACACACAGGCAGACCCAUACAGGCACGGACAUGGCCGUCUUCUGUCUGCUGUGCGGGAAGCGUUUCCAGGCGCAGAGCGCCCUCCAGCAGCACAUGGAGGUCCACGCGGGCGUGCGCAGCUACAUCUGCAGCGAGUGCAACCGCACCUUCCCCAGCCACACCGCCCUCAAGCGCCACCUGCGCUCGCACACAGGCGACCACCCGUACGAGUGUGAGUUCUGUGGCAGCUGCUUCCGGGACGAGAGCACACUCAAAAGCCACAAGCGCAUCCACACGGGCGAGAAGCCCUACGAGUGCAAUGGCUGCGGCAAGAAGUUCAGCCUCAAGCACCAGCUGGAGACGCACUACAGGGUGCACACAGGGGAGAAGCCCUUCGAGUGCAAGCUGUGUCACCAGCGCUCCCGGGACUACUCGGCCAUGAUCAAGCACCUGCGGACGCACAACGGCGCCUCGCCCUACCAGUGCACCAUCUGCACCGAGUACUGCCCCAGCCUGUCCUCCAUGCAGAAGCACAUGAAGGGCCACAAGCCCGAGGAGAUCCCGCCCGACUGGAGGAUAGAGAAGACCUACCUGUACCUGUGCUACGUGUGAAGCGGGCAGGCGGGCGGGCGGGCGGAGGAGGCGUUAGCGCAGGUGGAGUCGGGGAAGAACACGUGUCUAUAAAGAAGGGAAAAGGAGGAAAAAGGAAACCUGAUAGUUCUCUCUGGCCUCGGAGUCUCUCUGGGGCUCCCGGGGACCAGGCGGCCCCGCCAUGGCCCCUGCCCGGGCCUCCGUCCCUCCUCUCCCGGCUGGAGGUGGGGGUGGAGGGGUUUUGUUCUGCUCACACCCUCUUGUAUGUCCAGAAAUGGAGUCUGAGAAGAAGGUGAGGGGUGUCCGGGUCAGAGCCAGUCUCCGCCUGCCAUCCUCAGCCUUCUUAGAAGAUGGAGGCUCUCGGGGGGGAAGAGGGGGGAAGGGGGCAGCGGGCCUGCAGAUAGGGGGGGGGCUGGACGGGGGCGCUGGCUGACACUCAGAGUGGCAGCUGGUUUGCUGGGGGCAGAAGGGGGUGGGGAAGGACGCCUCUUCCCCUCCCUCACUCAUUUCACCUGUCGCUUCCCUCUGCUCUGCUGAUCUGCAUGUCCCUCCUGGUCUUCAGGAGCCUCAAGGCUCUUGCCCCUCCCCCAGCUCCUGGUCCCCGCCGACCCCUGCCUCCUCUCCUCCAGUUCAGGGAGUGCCCAGCCUUCCCCCACCCCCCACCCCCAUCUCCUUCGUGGGGAAUCUGUGUCCAGCCCAGAGCCCCAUUCCCUCCCACCUUAGCCUCUGAGAACAGAAGCAAAUGGAAGACCCGCCCUCAGGAAGCCCUGUCCUGAGAGAUUGGCCUCCCAGAUGGAAAAACACCUAAAUCCUUCCAGAUACAUGGUCCCCGGACACCCGGACAGGGCUCCCUGCACCUCCUCAGGCCCAGGGAGACGGAGUGGGUGGGAGGGCUGCUGUCCCAGGGGAGGCCGUGGGUGUCCUCCCGGUGUGCCCUCCCCCGGAGAAGGGGCACCUGCCGGCAGUCAGGGUGCUGGCCAAGGGGUGCUGUCGAGUCAUCCUGGGGACCUUUCAGACACCCCAGACCUGGUGAGCGCAGUGGGAACCCCAGGUCCAGAGAGGGCACAGAAUUCCUGGCUCGCCCCCCACCCUCCCCGCCAGGCCACAGGAAGAGGAGGAGUUGUUGAAAGCGCUUCGGCCUUGUGUUGCUUCUUUUGUGUGUCUGGGUUCCCCUGUUAGCACAUUGGGCUUGAAUUACCUCAGUUUUUUGUGACCUCGUGAGCUUUUGUAACCCCUGCAUCUCUCCUUCUGGUUGGGGGCUGGGAGAAUGGGGAGGGAGUUCUUUUCUGUUUCUUGUGUACAUGAGUAGUUGGCUUAGUACCUGUCCGCUGGCCGCGGCCCCCAGCCCUCCCAGGGCAGCCGUCUCCCAGCUGGAAGGAGCUGCCGGAAGGAUGGAUUCCUCGGGACCUGGGUGUGGAGACUGGGUCCCCGGAAGGCGGGCAGAGGGCGAGGCGGGUAUUGGGGGCCUUUGGAGUCACUGUUGGCUCUGCCCACAGCAUGAACGCAUCAGUUCGGCCUAAAACACUCUGGACACAACCCCCCUUUCUGACAGGGCUGGGUCUGAGGGCCUGUGUUAUUCAGGUCCUUGCGUCUGCGCAGCCCCGCCUCUGUGUGCGACCCCACCUCUGGUUGCGGCCGCCUCUGUGUGCGUUAAUCAUUGCCAAAAUCGGUCUGUUUCCUGGCUGCGAGGGAUGCGCCCGUCGUGCUUCUGUGGGUGGGGUGGGUGUUGUUUUCUGAAAGCUACCUCUUCUGUUCGCCCUUCCUCUGUCCCCUCCUGCCCGCCUGCGGCCCCCGGCCCGCUCCCCCGGGCCCGCUCCCCCCGGCCUCCGCCCCCGCUUAUGAAAGCACAUUCGCCCUGUUCGUGUGCACCGUGGGAUGGGCCCUCUGUUUCGUCUCAUGCUGUAUUUGUCCGAGUUGUUUUCUUUCCUUUCUCUCUCUGCGUUUCUGUCUUAGGUUUUAAAAAGUGGUGUAGGGAAGAAGCAUUGUGGGGAGGAGCGUUGUGAGGCGCACAGGGAAGUCGGAGGGAUGGGUGCUGCUGACACCACCCCCGUCCCUCCAGGCUUGCCCACCCGAUUUGAAGGCCUUAAAAACUGGGGGGGGGGGGGGGGGGGAGGUAGAGGACUGGGGGCGGGGCAUGUCGCUGGACUGUUGAUUGGGAGUGAUAAAUGGGGAGGAUGCUACUUUGCAAUGAUAAUAAUCAGUUAGUGCUUUGGGGAAGGAGAAAGCUAAACUUGAAAUCCGUGACUGGAGCAGUCGUGGUUAUAAUGUGAAGAGGGAAGUGGCUGGAGAGGAGCCGUCUGUAGGAAUUCAUUGUGCACUAUGGCUUCCCUCCCCCAGGCUGGGGGGAGAGGGGGGCAGUCUGGCCCUGGGACCUGUGAGUCCCCGGAGACAGUGUCUUCACAGCGAGAUGGCAUUGGACUUCGGUGGGGAAGGAGGAGAAAUCAAACUGUUCCCUAGACCUGGCUGACACUGUCACCGCCCCACCGCCCCACAGCCGGGCCUCCUCCCCUUUGCAUCACAGCUGAGAGGGUGGAGCUGAUCUUACAAAUUGUAAUAUUUUUGUAAUGUUCCUUAGUUCCUUCGUCAGUUCUGCAGGCCCUUGCCCUUUCCUUUUGUAAUGUGCAUAGGAAAAAAAAAAAAAAAGACAAAAAAAACUCCACCACCACCAAAAUGUCCCUUUGUGCGUGUGUGUGCGUGUGCGUGUGCGUGUGCAUGGCUGCUUGUGUGUGGUGUGAGGCCAGGCAGUGCAGCCCUAGGCGGUCCUGAGUCGCAUCUGUGCCCCUCGGGCCCUGGGAACCCCAGAAGGGAGGCAGGGAGAGGGGCCUGGACUUGGGUUUCUGAAGGGCCCUGGGUGGGAGCCCUGGAGCUUGCUUUGUUCCCCCGCGGCCCCCACAAAGCCUCCGACACCCGGACAGAGGCCAGCGCGCCUCCUGUUCGGCUCCUGCUCACAGAGAUGAGAGUGCUGGGCCUGCCGAGGCCGCCGUGGCCCGGCCUGAGGGCGAGGAGAGGCCAGGAAUCACCUGGAGCCUUUGCUGUGUUGGGCAGAGGGGGCUUGGAGAGCAGGACGGAGGAGGCUGUGCCCCCCCGGGGGAGGCCUCAGUGGCUUGGCCCCCUCUUCUCUCUGCCAUCGGGCCCUGGACCGCCUUCGGCCUGUGGCCGUGGCCGGCGGACACCCUGCUCGCCGCGGCCUGGGCCAGCGCCUCCCGCUCCCCGGUCUGCGGGGUCCAGGCCAGUCCCCUCCCCGCUCGCUCCUGCAGGCGUGGCCCCGAUGCUUCCAGCAGCAGUGCCCUCACGCCUGCUCCUUCCCCAGCCCCUCCUUCCCUCGCUCGAAGCACCGAGAUCCUCCGUGUGUAGGCUAGACAGAUAUAUAGAGAGAGAUGUAUAGCAAGAGAGAUGUAAAUAGUGACUAUCACUGCUGCUCUGGAGGAGGCCACGGAGGUGAGGAAGGAGGGUCGGGGUGCGGGUGGGGAGGGAGGCUGGGGUGGGGGGGCAGUGACUCCGUACAAUCCAGGGAUGCAAUGUGGGCUUGUUGCAUAUUUGUGCCUGAACAGUUCUCCAUGUUUAGAAAAAAAAGAAAAGGGAAAAACCCUGCUGCAGUGUUUGCAAGGUGCGUGGCCCCUUUCGGGGAGCUGCUGGCGCGGGACUGUGGGCAGAGGCCCAGGAGGGAGAGGACCUUUGGGCUCAGAGUGGCGGGGGGCAGGUCUGGGCCCGGCCCCCGCCAGCCCAGCGGGAGGGAGAGCAGGGGAUGUGAGACAGAGCAGAGAAAGAAGAAGCCGUCGGUUCUAGGCCUGUGGUACGUAGGUAGCUCUCCCUCCCAUCCCGUUUCCUCCUUCGGGGGCUUCAUGGCAGCGCCUGCCUGGACGUUCCGUGGGGUCUCCGCAGCCAGACUGAGGCUUCACGGACACGGAUGGGGGCGGGAGGGGUGGGGAGGGCGGGAGGCAGAGCCAGCCAGGAGAGGGCCAGGAGGGAGGCUGGGGGGAGAGAGGGGUGCAGGCCUCUCCCCAUCCCCCGGCCAGUGAGCCAGCAGCCCUGCUCCCCGAGGCCCGGGUGCCCGCGUUGCAGACAGGGUACGUGCCCCCUGGCGUGUGUCCUCGGGCCCGUUCCCGUGGCGUCAUGCAUGAUCCGUGCGAGGAGGGGACGGCGCCAUGGCGGUGCACCGAGACACCCGCCCCAUCUAUAUAGAGAUAAAUAUAUAUAAAUAUAUACAUAUAUGUGUGUGAUUAAAGCACUGGGGGCCCCGGCCCUGCUGGACCAAGCAAAGCCCAGCCUUCGGCUUGGGUGUUCUGUUCUGUUUCGUCGUCUGUUUUUUUUGUGGCUCGUCUUUUGUCGUGACAGCACAAGUGCCCGUCCGAUCGCUCUGUGUUACAGAUAGUGUUUUAAUUAUUGCUGUUCUAGUUCAUGUCUACCUCAGCACCUCCUCUUAGCCUAAUUUUAGGAGGUUGCCCAAUUUUGUUCAAUUAUACUGGUUACUUUUUUGUACAAAUCUCUCUCUCUCUCUCCUUCUCUCUCCCUCCCGCUGCUCUGUCCCUCCCCACCUUCCCCUCUCAUUUCUGUUGGUUUGUUUCACUCCCACCCCCCCACUCCCGCCCCUGCCCCUGCCCCAGCCCCAGCCUGGUGACCCAGGUUUGCUUGCCGGCCCCACCCGCCCAGCCCCGAAGCCGUCCCUCCCCGUCGUGCGGUCCCGGGUGAGCUCUGCGCCGCUGCCUUCGUUUCGUGUAGAUGGAUGCGUCUCUCUGUAAUUCCAGUGUUCUGACAACAUUUAAAGGAAAACAUGAACUUACUGCUGCAGGUUUCUCUCUCCAUGUGUCACUCAGUGAAGUUGUGCCUUCUAUAGCAAAGAGAAUAUUUUUUACAUCCUACUAACAGUAGAUUUUUUUGUAGUGAACAUUUUUUUGUAUUUUUAUUUAUAAGUCUCAUAAGGAAAAUAGCGAUGUUCAGUUGUAUACCUUGAAUCUGCAGUUAGAAGAGAAUAAAGUUAAUUCAGUUGUC
Messenger RNA from Pipistrellus kuhlii (Kuhl's pipistrelle), 7387 nucleotides. RefSeq names its product zinc finger and BTB domain containing 16 (gene ZBTB16). Gene Ontology annotation, cellular component: nucleus. The coding region runs from base 392 to 2419 and encodes 675 amino acids. Gene Ontology annotation, biological process: regulation of transcription by RNA polymerase II. The record is from RefSeq and is a predicted model, not a curated record. Lineage: Eukaryota; Metazoa; Chordata; Mammalia; Chiroptera; Vespertilionidae. The transcript is spliced from 7 exons. Gene Ontology annotation, molecular function: protein binding; DNA-binding transcription factor activity, RNA polymerase II-specific; RNA polymerase II cis-regulatory region sequence-specific DNA binding.